This is a messenger RNA of Penaeus chinensis, 957 nucleotides long. RefSeq lists its product as uncharacterized. The record is from RefSeq and is a predicted model, not a curated record. The transcript has 5 exons. NCBI's taxonomy places the organism in Eukaryota, Metazoa, Arthropoda, Malacostraca, Decapoda, Penaeidae. The coding region runs from base 87 to 917 and encodes 276 amino acids.
CCUGCAAUUCCUUUCCGAGUGUUGUAUGUUCUGUACUCUAGAGUAAUUGUGUUUCUGAACAAUAUUUUUCUCCGCUGUCUAUAACCAUGUUUAUUGAAGGCGUAUGUCUAUAUUUAAUAUAUGUUAUGCAUGGUGCUUCGGCAGAUUUAGUACAGGAUCACCAAGAACACAUUUCACCCGCACAGCAAGACGUCCAUUUCGAUAUAAAAUAUUACAAUCCUGAAGAAGUACUAGAGGAGCAUCAUGGAUACGAUGUAGUUACGGAAGAAAUCUCAGCGUAUGUUCAGCAAGAACCCGUAAAAACUGGCGCGUGUGAGAAGACAACAUCGCUCGUGACGGCCACGCAGACGUCCGUGAUGACCAACACAAACGUUGCUUACCACACCGAAAUAAACGUUUCCUUCAUUACGUCAUCGUUAACGUCGACGUUCUUCCUUACGUCGGAGGUAUUCAUUGCCGAAGAAGUAACGGUGACUGGUACCCCCUCGAUGGAAAUGACAACGGUCUACCUCACGGAUACCAGUGUGAGGACGAAAGAAGAACAUAUAACAGAAACUUUGCCUGUCACGGUCGCCGCACCGAAGACUGUCACAGAGGUAGCUGCCACGACGGAGGUUGUGACUGUGGCGUCAACACGACCAGAGUUCGAGACUUCGAUAUCAACUGUAGUUUCUUUGACGACCAGUACCACUACCGAGGUCGUCCCUUACGUGUCUACAAUGACGGUGAUAAGCACAUACCAUGACAUCGUCCAGGUUGUGGAGACGGACACAACGGUGGUUGAUGUGUGGCAUACCGUGUGGCAGACUGCAAAGAAAACCAUGCUCCUGCAGGAGACACUGACGAGACAAGAAACCGUUACAGUAACCGACUGUAACAGGGACUUACUGCAUAAAAUGAUGGCUGUAUUUGGUUGAUUUUGCACCAAAAUAUACAUAUUUUCUUAUUUUUUACUAA